CAGCCUUGUUUGUGGGCGGGCCAGGGAGUUAUAAAAGGCCCCGCACGGCUCCCAAGACAGCCUGAAAGACAUCAGCAAAGGAUUUUUCACCCAGCAGUGCUGCCUGCGUCGCCAUGGCUAGCUACAGCCGUGUCUUGCUGCGGAUGCUCCCUCUGCGCAGGUGGCCGUUGCCUGGCCUGGGUCCUGUCUGGCUCAGCGAUGCCCAGCCAGCCUGCAGAGUCCUGUGGCCAUCCAGCCAUAGCCUCAUAGACCGGGUGGCGGCUGAUGUGGAGAGGCAGAUGCAGGACAUGGAAAAGAUGACCCGGGCCUUCUUCCAGGCUACCCCACUUCUGACGUGGGAGCGCGAGAGCCGAAGGGAGCCACAUGAGGAGAGCGCCACAGAGGCCACCAUGAAGGGGCAACCAGAAGGGAAGUACCACUUCUCUGUCGAUGUGGCAGGCUUUUCCCCAGAGGAGAUGACGGUGAAGCUGGAUGGGAGAAAAGUCACCGUGACCGCAAAGCGCCAGAGAGAGAGCAAAAGUGAGGGGGACGGCUACUGGCAGGAGCACCAAGAGUUGCGGCGGGAGACUCUCCUCCCACUCGAUGUGGACCUGCAGGCCGUCUCGUGUUCUUUGACCCCAGACGGACAGCUGUGCAUUGAGGCACCGCGCAUGGCUUCUUCAGCGACCACAGAGAAAGCCAUCCCGAUCGACGUCCAGCCUGCGGCACCGAAGACACCCAAUGGGGAAGAGAAAGAGUUGGGCGGCAACGAGGGGGCCAAGCCAAAGGAGACCUGAAACCCAACCUGAUAACUGUGGGACAAGCCCCCCUCCACAGCUUUGGUAGCAGAAGACACAUGUGGACAAUAAUUUGCAUGCACUGCUGACUCGCCUUUUAACCUGUGGCCAAUUUGGCUUUUUUCCCCUUUAUCAAGCCCAGCCUGGGCCCUGAGAACCUCUUGCACUUGUACAAUAAACCAUUUAUUUUUCCAAAAUGA
Molecule: messenger RNA, 976 nt
Organism: Eublepharis macularius
Lineage: Eukaryota; Metazoa; Chordata; Lepidosauria; Squamata; Eublepharidae
Product: heat shock protein 30C-like
Exons: 1
Coding region: 114-776 (220 amino acids)
Biological process (GO): response to heat; protein refolding
Molecular function (GO): protein folding chaperone
Source: RefSeq, a predicted model, not a curated record